Hemibagrus wyckioides is the source of this 1531-nucleotide messenger RNA. RefSeq names its product parvin, gamma (gene parvg). Bases 238 to 1176 code for a protein of 312 amino acids. Lineage: Eukaryota; Metazoa; Chordata; Actinopteri; Siluriformes; Bagridae. The record is from RefSeq and is a predicted model, not a curated record. The transcript has 13 exons. Gene Ontology annotation, cellular component: cytoplasm; focal adhesion; actin cytoskeleton. Gene Ontology annotation, molecular function: actin binding. Gene Ontology annotation, biological process: cell projection assembly; actin cytoskeleton organization; establishment or maintenance of cell polarity.
UCACUACCUCUUCCUUAACAGAAGUAGCCUAGCGUUUAUUCGCAGUUUACUUUUGUUCCUUCUUUCCAUUGCUGGGAAAGGACUGUAAACAAGAGGGUUAAACCUGUGACUGUCUGCUGGGGUGGGAUUUUGAUUGUCACAUUGUUGAUCUGCAAAGACAUGCAAAAGGGACGAGUCAGGGCAGAGAGUAAGGCCAGAGUGUGUGUGCUGCUGAUCCGCUGCUGAAGAGAACAUCAAAUGGAUAAAGUGGUGGAAUUUGAGCAAGGUAAUGAGGGAGCUUUCCAAGGAGAAAGAAGAAAGAUAAUCCAGCCUUCAUCUUUAAAUGAUCCAAAACUAGUGAAGCUUAAAGAGGUGCUGGUAGAAUGGAUCAACAGCACUCUGAAGCCAGAGCACAUUGUGGUCCAGAAUCUGGAGGAAGAUGUCUAUGAUGGACUUGUGAUUCAUCACCUACUUGGCAGGUUAGGAGGAGUGCAUUUGGCAGUAGAGGAGAUCGCACUAACCAGUGCUGCCCAGAUGUCCAAACUGGAGUUGAUUCUGCAGGUUCUCAACAAGGAGCUAGGGUUUGGUGAUGAAGCAAACAGCAAAGCUAAAUGGAGUGCCAAGCUCAUCCACAGUCGAGACCUUCUGGCAACUCUGCAUCUGAUGGUGGCCAUGGUGAAGCGUUACCAACCUGAACUGGCCCUUCCCCAAAAUGUCAGUGUGGAAGUCGUCAUGUUUGAGGUUAACAAGGGUGGCAUCAAAUCUGACAAGCAGAUCGAAUGCAUCACUUUGCAAAGUGAGGAUACAGAAGGAUCUAAAAACGAUCCCAUAGAUGAACUGCUCAAGCUUGAGGCACACAAAAUUGCCACAGUGGAAAAGGCACUCUUACACUUUAUCAAUAAGAACAUGUCACCAUUAAGGUUGCAGGUGUCUGACAUCGAGAAACAGUUUGCAGAUGGUGUGAUUCUGCUUUUGCUGAUUGGUGAGUUGGAGGGCUUCUUCAUUCCACUCUACGAGUUCUACCUCUCUCCUUCCAGCCACUCAGAGAUGCUUCAUAACGUCACUCUGGCUCUGGAUCUCCUUAAUGACAAAGAAAUACAAGUACAGAAUGUUGACCCAGAAGAUAUUGUGUCCCAAGACGUCCCAGCAACACUGAAAGUACUCUAUGCCUUGUUCAAGAAACACAAGAACAAAUAAUCCUCUACUAUACAUAGCUAAAGCCUCUGAUGAAAAAUGACUGUAAAGGUCAUGGGAUAAGCUUAUAAUCCACCUGGAGCACAGUGUUGUAACUAAUAUACAUUAAGAUAUUGUGAAAGCAGUUCAGACACCGUCUAGUUUUAAUAAAAGUGAGUGAAUACUGGAUCACUUCACUUCAGCACAUCACACGGAUUGGUUGUUGACGGUGACAGCAUGUGACCGCCUCCAUUUCUCCCUCCCUUAUCUUCCCGCACGCUCUCUAAUUGAAUGUUCGACCUUGAGCUUCUCACUCGUCCUUAUUGACAGGAUGCAUUAUAGCGUCUCUCUCGCUCUCGAAUAAAUACAGUUCCAUCAA